AAAACACCCCCCUUCGUCUAGUCAACACCUCUACUGGACGUUUGUGCAAUUGAGAUGCGCAGAUCAACACAUUCAUGGAGAGUACAGAGUACAAAGAGCUUUUGCAUUCAUUGGUGAUGUAUGCACCCCUCCAAACAGAGCCCAUCAAAGAAGCGGUCGCAAAGUACUCCAGUUGGGUAAUGUUGUCUCAUAGGUGGGAAAGGAAGGAGCCCCUACUGCACGACAUUCAGGACAAGGUCAUAUAUGACUUGGAUCCGGUUGGAACCAUGGUGGAGUUGCAGAAGUUCUGCAAAGUUGCUCGCGAUACGGGACAUCGUUGGGUGUGGAGCGACACAUGCUGCAUCGACCAGAACAACAAUGUUGAGGUCCAGCAAUCAGUGAACUCCAUGUUCGUAUGGUAUCACCACUCAGCGCUCACCGUCGUCUACCUAUUGGAUGUUCCUCCUUCGUCAGAAUCUGGCGUGCUCGCAAACAGCACUUGGAACACGCAAGGAUGGACCGUUCAGGAGUUCCUCGCUCCUAAAAUUGUUCUCUUCUACCAAACAGAUUGGACCCCAUAUCUCGACAGCCGCUCAUGCAAUCACAAGUGGUCUGUUGCUAUCAUGUGGGAGCUGGAGCGUUCAACUGGCAUAAAUGCGCGGGCGCUCGUUGAUUUCCGUCCGGGGACAAAAGAUGCUUGAGAGAAACUCCGAUGGGCGUCAAACCGGUAUACUACAAGGGAGGAAGACAUCGCCUACUCUUUGUUUGGCAUCUUUGAUUCAACCUUCCGGUUAUCUAUGGAGAGAAAAGACAGAAGGCGCUCGGACGACUCCUGCAGGAGAUCAUAGCCCAUUCGUGCGACAUCGCAGCCUUGGACUGGGUGGGACAAUCGUCCGACUUCAACAGUUGCCUGCCAGCUGACAUUUCCUCAUACAAGGCUCCGUCCUGUACACUGACAUCUGUAUC
Suillus plorans is the source of this 945-nucleotide messenger RNA. RefSeq names its product heterokaryon incompatibility protein-domain-containing protein. The transcript has a single exon. The record is from RefSeq and is a predicted model, not a curated record. Lineage: Eukaryota; Fungi; Basidiomycota; Agaricomycetes; Boletales; Suillaceae. The coding region runs from base 75 to 680 and encodes 201 amino acids.